Ochotona curzoniae (black-lipped pika) is the source of this 1631-nucleotide messenger RNA. It is a transcript of the gene GNA12, whose product is annotated as G protein subunit alpha 12. Gene Ontology annotation, cellular component: heterotrimeric G-protein complex; brush border membrane. Gene Ontology annotation, biological process: Rho protein signal transduction; adenylate cyclase-modulating G protein-coupled receptor signaling pathway. Gene Ontology annotation, molecular function: GTPase activity; D5 dopamine receptor binding; G-protein beta/gamma-subunit complex binding. The transcript has 4 exons. The coding region runs from base 1 to 1140 and encodes 379 amino acids. Lineage: Eukaryota; Metazoa; Chordata; Mammalia; Lagomorpha; Ochotonidae. The record is from RefSeq and is a predicted model, not a curated record.
AUGUCCGGGGUGGUGCGGACCCUCAGCCGCUGCCUGCUGCCGGCCGAGGCCGGGGCCCGCGAGCGCAGGGCGGGCGGCGCGCGCGACGCGGAGCGCGAGGCCCGGCGGCGCAGCCGCGACAUCGACGCGCUGCUGGCCCGGGAGCGGCGCGCCGUGCGGCGGCUCGUCAAGAUCCUGCUGCUGGGCGCGGGCGAGAGCGGCAAGUCCACCUUCCUCAAGCAGAUGCGCAUCAUCCACGGCCGCGAGUUCGACCAGAAGGCGCUGCUCGAGUUCCGCGACACCAUCUUCGACAACAUCCUCAAGGGCUCCAAGGUUCUUGUGGAUGCGCGAGACAAGCUUGGCAUCCCUUGGCAGUAUUCUGAAAAUGAGAAGCACGGCAUGUUCCUGAUGGCCUUCGAGAACAAAGCCGGGCUGCCUGUGGAGCCGGCCACGUUCCAGCUGUACGUGCCCGCGCUGGGCGCGCUCUGGAGGGACUCUGGCAUCAGGGAGGCAUUCAGCCGCAGGAGCGAGUUCCAGCUGGGUGAAUCGGUGAAAUACUUCCUGGACAACUUGGACCGCAUCGGCCAGCUGAACUACCUGCCCAGCAAGCAGGACAUCCUGCUGGCCAGGAAGGCCACCAAGGGCAUCGUGGAGCACGACUUUGUCAUCAAGAAGAUCCCCUUCAAAAUGGUGGACGUGGGCGGCCAGCGCUCGCAGCGGCAGAAGUGGUUCCAGUGCUUCGACGGGAUCACGUCCAUCCUCUUCAUGGUGUCCUCCAGCGAGUACGACCAGGUGCUGAUGGAGGACCGGCGCACCAACCGGCUGCUCGAGGCCAUGAACAUCUUCGAGACCAUCGUCAACAACAAGCUCUUCGUCAACGUCUCCAUCAUCCUCUUCCUCAACAAGAUGGACCUGCUGGUGGAGAAGGUGCGGACGGUCAGUAUCCAGAAGCACUUCCCGGACUUCCAGGGCGACCCGCACCGGCUGGAGGACGUGCAGCGCUACCUGGUCCAGUGCUUCGACCGGAAGCGGAGGAACCGCAGCAAGCCCCUGUUCCACCACUUCACCACCGCCAUCGACACCGAGAACAUCCGCUUCGUGUUCCACGCCGUGAAGGACACCAUCCUGCAGGAGAACCUCAAGGACAUCAUGCUGCAGUGAGGACGGCCGCCUCGCGUGGGUGAGGCCUGGGAGCGCGGCUCGCUCCCUUUCUGCCCAAACCUCCCCUCUGACACGGUUACCCCAGGACAGCACACACAGGCAGGUUGACCCGAGGUGCUGCCAGCCUCAGUGCAGGGCCGCCGUCUGUUCCCCAGGGAGCACACUGCCUUCUCACUUCUGACGCCAGUGUCCUCAGGGCCCGGUCCAGGCGUGUGCGUGGACCCGCCGCAGACGGUGGCCGAGUGGCCCCGCCUACCCCGUGCCCACCCAAGUGGCCUUGUGGACGACUCCCCCUCCUCUGUGUGGGUCGUCCUCCAUACUGCUUCCCCCAGGAAGCUGUCAGCCUCACCCACCUACUUGGGCUCCUGAAAGCUGGUGAGGCGGCAGCUGUGCCCACCAGGGCCGCCCCCACCUUUCAGGAAGCCCCGAGCCCUGGCCAGGGCCAAGGCCCCAUGCUGCCCACCCUGGUGCCUUCGCAGUGUACGCUGCCC